Molecule: messenger RNA, 1848 nt
Organism: Prorocentrum cordatum
Lineage: Eukaryota; Dinophyceae; Prorocentrales; Prorocentraceae
Source: the annotation of a GenBank genome assembly
UGCACAGCAGAGUUCGAGAUUCCGAGGCGGUGCGAGGCGGCGAGGACGGCCUUCUACUCGAUGGGCGCGUUCUGGAUCUUAUCGACACCAUGGCGAUGGAAGAGAGUGGUAUUCCAGGGAGCAGUGAUGGGAGCGAUCCUGUCGGGAAUGGGGUGCUUCAUGCUUUCUGAGGCUCAACGCCGGCGAUUAGACCGCUGCUUGGCCAGUCUUGUGCGCAUUGCGAUGGCAGGCGGAGCAACUCAGCGGCUCGACGGUGGCGGCGUGGAAAGCACGGCGACGGGGCAGGUGCCGGCGUGCCGGAAGCUGGCGGAUACGAAGACAGAGUUAUUGGUGCGCAGGCUGAGGUUGUACCAGAGUUGGGCUCGACGACAUUGGCAUCGCGCGCGGCUGCUCUCCGCGCUCUUCGUUGAUCUACCUGGCAUCAACGCUGUGGCGCCCUGCACGGAUCAUGGGCUUUUGCGGUCUGCAUCUCCGUGGACAGCGCGAGGGGGGACAGACGUGGCCGAAGCAGACAACGCGAUGGAAGACGACGCCGAGGACCUGGGGGAUCUCAGUCAGGCACGUUGGACACUGGAGGCAGACCGUGAUUUGGCCAAACAGUUUGUGCUAUUGGAUUUUGCUAAGGUGCGUGCGAGCAAGCACGCGGUAUCUGUGCCACCUCCAGGGGCGCAGCAAGCCGAGCGGGCAUCAGACCACGCCGGCGCAGAUCACGACGAGGAAGACUGCUUGAGGAACAUAGUCGUAUGCGGCGUGAGACUGGAAGACGGCAGCCUUUGCAUUGAGAGGUUCCCGACGCGCAGGCAGCUGCUGCGCCAUCAGCGUAGCGCGCAUGAUGUUCGAAACCUGUGCCACAUUCUGACAAAGAACAGCCGGUGCGUCGUCUGUGAGCGGAUAUUCGUGGGACAGAGGUCAGCAGCAAAGCAUCUGGAGAGGAGUGUGCAGAGGGGAUGGCAUGGAAGGUGUGAGAGCAGAGCUAUUCGGGCACUGCAAGUUCCUGUGUCGUUCUCGUGCGACCUGUGCGAGUUUGAGGGUGGGAGCUGGGGCGACUUCACUGCGGAUAAACCUGGGCAGCGAAGCGAUGGCAGACGACGUCGGGAUGCCAGGCUGAAGCGAGGUGCGGACCCGACUGGGCCCCCUGGAUCGGAUGGGGCACGACCGCCCAUGGAGAACAAGCUGAAGGGAAAGGGCGGCGGCGAUGGCGGGAACCAUGGUGGCGGCGGCAGGGGCGCUGGAGGCAUGGCCGACCUGUGCAAGGCGACGGCGAAGCUCUAUGGCAGCGGCGAGGCAGUCAGCGAGGCCAAGGGCAUGCUGGGCGAGGAGCUGGUGCGAGGAGGGCAAGAGUGCGACGCGGAGAGCAAAGAGAUGAAGGCCGGGCAGAUCAAGGGCGAGGCAGUAGAUUUCAAGACGCGGGGCAGCCCUUGCAUUCGCAUCUCCUGCAAAGCGGUGCUUUGGGCAGUGGGGCGGACGGGGCCGCGGAGCGACGCGGCGACCCAGAACCCGACGGUGCACAAUAUUCUCAUGCUGUGCUGGAAGGAGCACGUGAUGGUGAGGUCCCCCAAGCAGCUGGAGUACGAUUGCUUCCAGUUCCAUUGCCGCAAAAGCAGGGCGGGCGACGACAAAGAGGAGAAGGGCGGCGUACUGUCGAUGGCCUUCGCGAGGCAGGGGGCGGGCUCAGUGGUGGGGCCCACCUUGUGGACGUGCAUCAAGGAGCUGGGGGCGCUCGCGGGCGCGGCUCCACGGGGGCCACUCGAACGCGAGGCGUCGAAGUGCCUGGCGGCGGUGACGGGAAAGGCAAAAGGGGGCCUGAGUGGACUUGAGUGCAACGAGAGGCUGCGCGACUUGAUUUAG